AUGGAGUUUCCAAGGGUCGCCAAGAAGAUGCAAAACAUGAUAAAGCCAUUGGUAAGGGCUAUGUAGGGCUUGCUGUUUGGGUUUUUAAGAAAGGGAGUGACUGUACAGAUUUGGCUAUUCGAAAACACAGAUAUGAGAAUUGAAGGGAAAAUCAUUGGCUUUGAUGAGUAUAUGAAUUUAGUUCUUGAUGACGCAGUCGAAGUUUCAGUGAAAAGAAAUUCUAGGAGACCUAUAGGAAGAAUAAUGCUUAAAGGCGACAACUUAGCACUUGUUCGAAAUACGCAAGAUUAA
This is a messenger RNA of Blepharisma stoltei, 291 nucleotides long. Lineage: Eukaryota; Ciliophora; Heterotrichea; Heterotrichida; Blepharismidae. The record is from the annotation of a GenBank genome assembly.